GCAAUCGAUGUGCUCGAUGGUCGUUUUGACAUCCUCAGUCAGGACCGUUAAUAGACUUCAGAGAGCAUCGAGCGGCAUGUAACGUUCAGAGUUAACGUUAGCUUAAGUGAAACAUGGAGCGAAAUGUUGGGUCACUGCAGGAGCAGGCCAUGAAGAGGAAGGAGAGGCUGAAAGCAUUACGAGAUAAACAACUUUACGGCCAAGAGCAGGACGACGGGGAGCCUGAGAAGAAAAAAGCCGCAGUAGAGGAGAUUACUGAAGAAAGGCACAGAGAGCUGAAGCUGAGGAAUUACACCCCAGAGGAUGCAGAGCUGAAGGAGAGGCAGGUGCCCAAAGCAAAACCUGCAUCAGUGGAGGAUAAAGUUAAAGACCAGUUAGAGGCAGCUAAUCCAGAGCCCAUCAUUGAAGAAGUGGAUUUGGCCAAUCUCGCCCCGAGAAAACCAGACUGGGAUCUGAAGCGUGAUGUUGCAAAGAAGCUGGAGAAAUUGGAGAGGAGAACACAGAGAGCGAUCGCUGAGCUCAUCCGGGAUCGUCUGCGAGGCAGCGAGGAGGAGUUGGCCGCAGUGGUGGGAGCAGUAGGAUUAGAGGACGGAGACUCGGACUGAAACCAAAAUGGGACAAGAGUUAAAAAAAAAAAAAGACCGCUUCUUUCAUUGCUGCAGGGAGUAAAGUAUUGUUUCCAGUCAGGUCUUCACUUCCCUUUGUGAGUCCUUCCUCGUAUCAAUUGUGUACGUGGUUUUUUGAUGUGCGUUGGUAAUGGAAUGUCAAUAUUUUGCUCUUAUUUUUACAUUUCCAAGUAAAAUAAUGUGAGUUUUUCAAAAGUCUGAUAAUUAUUUCCAAGCAUUCGGAAUGAUCAGUGGGCAAUAUGGAUUAAUUUACCUAUCAUUGCAUGUGUUUAUAUAUUGUUGUAUAUGCAAAAUACAUAAUCACACUUAUUCCCAAAUCAUGAUUAAUUUGAUUUGAGAUUUUUAAAAAAGUCAAGCUAGUUAUUUGCAAAAUUGCUCGAUUAUCCCACGCAAGUGUUUGUUGCUGAGCAUCCAAUAAUAGACACUUUUUAAAUACAUAUUUAUUCAGAAAGUUGUCCGACAGUUCAUUCUCUAAACAAGUGACUCCUAUGCACUCAUGAUAGUUACUGCAACAUCAAUGUCUUGCUACUGUUGAAUCAAGUUAGUUUUGAUUAAAUGGGGGAUAAAU
This is a messenger RNA of Pungitius pungitius (ninespine stickleback), 1194 nucleotides long. It is a transcript of the gene ccdc12, whose product is annotated as coiled-coil domain containing 12. Bases 114 to 605 code for a protein of 163 amino acids. The transcript has 7 exons. NCBI's taxonomy places the organism in Eukaryota, Metazoa, Chordata, Actinopteri, Perciformes, Gasterosteidae. Gene Ontology annotation, cellular component: post-mRNA release spliceosomal complex; U2-type spliceosomal complex. The record is from RefSeq and is a predicted model, not a curated record.